Messenger RNA from Rhizopus microsporus ATCC 52813, 1116 nucleotides. Its product is annotated as NAD(P)-binding protein. NCBI's taxonomy places the organism in Eukaryota, Fungi, Mucoromycota, Mucoromycetes, Mucorales, Rhizopodaceae. The coding region runs from base 1 to 1116 and encodes 371 amino acids. The record is from RefSeq and is a predicted model, not a curated record. The transcript has 7 exons.
AUGACAAACGAGAAACCAAACGUGUUAAUAUUAGGUGGCGUUGGAUUUAUUGGACGCCAUUUUAUCCAUUAUUUAUUAGAACAUCAGUUGGCAGGUCACAUACGUGUCGCUGAUAAAGUCUUGCCUCAAACAGCUUAUUUAUCUGAACAGUUUAAACAAGAUUUCAAACAUGUCGAAUACAAGCAAUGCAACCUCAUCAAUCCAGCUUCCAUUGCUUCUUGUUUUGAGGAUAUCGAGUUUGACUAUGUGUUCAAUUUUGCUGGGGAAACGAAAUAUUCCCAAGUACCAGAAAUCUAUCAUGACCGUAUUUACAACUUGUCUGUUAACUGCGCUAAAGAAGCAGCCAAGCGUAACGUCAAAUUGUUUGUCGAGAUGUCAACAGCUGAAGUCUAUGAGCAUAGCUCUAGUCCAUCCAAUGAACAGUCGCGUAUCGAGCCUUGGACAAUUAUUGGCAAACACAAAUAUGAAGCAGAACAGGCAUUGUCAUCUAUUGAAGGUAUAAAUCUUAUCAUCCUUCGCCCAGCUAUUGUGUAUGGGCCUGGGGCUCUGACGGGAUUAACACCUCGUUUGAUCAUUGGCAGAGUGUACAAAUACUUGAAUGAGGAAAUGAAAUGUCUGUGGUCUAAAGACCUCAAGCUUAACACGGUUCAUGUUCGGGAUGUGGCCAGAGCCAGCUGGCACUUGACCCAAUGGUACUUUGAUCAGCAGAAAGAGGGUGAAACUGUGGUCUUUAAUUUGGCAGAUAAACAAGAUACAGAUCAAGGAAUAAUUAAUCAGCAUAUAUCAAGUAUUUUCAACAUUGACACUGGUUAUCAUAGUCAUGCUAUCUCAGCUAUGGCCAAGCUUGAUUUGAAUGCAGUAGUAGAGAUAGUCAACGAAAAGCAUUUGGCACCUUGGGGUGAACUUUUAAGUAAGAAUGGCAUCAGUUCGACACCUUUAUCGCCAUACUUGGACAAGGAGUUACUUUAUAACCAUUCACUCUGCAUAGAUGCAAGUAAAAUAGAAAGAGAGACAGGAUUCAACUAUCAAGUGCCAUACUUGACAGAUGAUAAUUUAAUUGAAAUUAUGAAUGAAUUUAAAAAUUUACAUGUUUGGCCUAAACAAGAUAUCCAAUAA